AUGGACGCGGAGGUGGUGCUUUGCUUCUACCCACGCUUUGUCUCUUGGAAGCAAAGUUUCUCUCGGAGAGUUGAGCCUGGGAGCACCGUUCCUGUUUACCUGCCCCACCCCAGAACUCAAGAUCUUGAAGCCCCUCUUCCUGUCACCCCUGUACUCAGCCGGAGCUCUGCACAGGACAGCCAAGCCCACAUACCAGCGGCAACUGCAGCACCUACCGCCGCCACGGCAGACCCAAACAAAAGCCAUGUCUCCACCCCCUUCUUCCCCAAAACCAGCAAGGCCAUCUCUCAGGAGAGGAAGUCCCUCUUCCAACUAAUCAGUAUUCUCGAGUCACCCUCAAGGUCCAAGAAUGUCUCCUUCUCUGUUCCAUCUCGGCAAGCAGCUGAACCCAUGAAGCCCUCAGAGGAUCAACUGAGGCCAGCCAGUAGCUUGGGCAUCGACAGGGUUUAUGAGAGCAGCGAUGAUGUAGGUGCCUACCACCCAACCCCACAAGAGUCCAUUAUCCAAGGGCCCACUUCUCAGUGCAGAUUUCCAUAUAGCAUUCUCUUCUCCACAUUCCUCUACUGUGGCGAGGCAGUGUCUGCCCUGUACAUGGCUAACGUCUAUCAAAAGAGCAAUGACACCUACUGGAUGACAUACACUGUCGUCUUCUUCCUGGUUGCCUCCAUCAUGGACCAGCUGACCCUCAUUUUCGUCCACAGGGAUCUGGCCAAAGAUAAGCCUUUCUUGCUGUUUAUGCAUCUUAUCCUCAUGGGACCAAUUGUCAGAUGUCUGGAGGCUAUGGCUAAGUAUUUUGAAGUGUGGCAGAAGGCCAAUGAGGAGGAGCCCUAUGUCAGCCUUACUCGAAAAAAGAUGUUUCUAAAUGGCCGGGAAGUGCUGAUCGAAUGGGAGGUGGGCCACUCCAUCCGAGUCUUGGCCAUGCACCGGAACGCCUACAAACGCAUGUCCCAGAUCCAGGCUUUCUUGGGCUCAGUGCCCCAGCUGACCUACCAGCUCUAUGUUACCUUGGUCUCCACCGAGAUGCCCUUAGGGAGAGUGAUCCUAAUAAUCUUUGCCCUGACCUCUGUCACCUACGGGGCUACCCUCUGCAACAUGCUGGCCAUCCAAAUCAAGUACGAUGACUACAAGGUCCAUGUACAUGUCACAGAGGUCAUCUGUGUCACCAUCUGGCGGAGCUUGGAGAUCACUUCCCGCCUGAUUAUUCUGGUGCUUUUUGUGGCCACCUUGAAAAUUAAGGCGUUGCCCUUCUUUCUGAUUAAUUUCAUAAUCAUCCUCUUGGAGCCAUGGGUCAGGUUCUGGAAGAGCGGUGCCCAGAUGCCCAACAACAUUGAUAAGAACUUUAGCCACGUGGGCACCUUGGUGGUGCUCAUCUCGAUCACCGUGCUCUACUCGGCCAUCAACUUCUCCUGCUGGCCAGCGAUGCAGUUGAGGUUGGCCGAGCGAGACCUGGUGGAAAAAACUCAGAACUGGAGUCACAUGGCCGUGCACUACACUGUGAGGCUGCUGGAGAACAUCAGCAUGGUGCUGGUGUUCCGCUUUCUGGGGACCAAGAUCUUGAUCAAUUACUGCCACACCUUCAUUGCGGUGCAGCUCAUUGUGGCCUACCUGAUCUCCAUUGCCUUCAUGCUGCUCUUCUAUCAGUACCUGCACCCCCUUCGCUCACUCUUCGCCUACAAUGUAGUUGAUUACCUGCACUGUGUCUGUUGCCCCUGGGCCUCUCGGGCCAGGUCAGGGAAUCUAGAGUCAACCUUUGAGAGUCAGUUGAGGCACAGCGUGGUCUGAUGCUUCCCCCACUGGGUCUUUGGGGAGGGGUGUGGGGAAGUGGGGGAUUGCCGAGAGGAAAUCUACAACUCAGAGUAUGAGGAUGAUCCACCUAGAAAAGCAGUCACCUGACCAUUAGGGGUAGGAGCCUGGGCCCUCAAGCUGUGAGAAGCUCACAGUUCACAGGGUCUAGACCACAGAAGAAGGGCUAUACCUAGCUCUCAUCUCCCCCCCCCCCACAUACCCACACACUUGUCCCCUCGAGAGUGUACAUACAUAUACCCACACCCACACACAUACCACUGGGAGCCAUCUGGAACCUCCCAACACAGAUGGGAUGACUACACUUCCAAGGCUGAGCGGCUACACUAUCUUUUAGUGACCAGUGAAGGCCCAUCAUUAGCAAAAACCCAUAAGGAACCACCUACCCUAGAGCUCACAAGCUUCAGGAGAAGGGGCCCAGGACCUGCAGAUUUUUCCUGAACAGUGCGCACCCAGUUUGACCUGUGGCCCUUCAGGCCUAAGCUAUCUUCUCAGCAUACCCUUCACAGGACUUUCCUUCAUGGGCCACCAGGGGCAGUGGCUUGCUCAGGUUCCCCUAUCCCCCCAUUCCUCAUCAUCAUAAAUCCCUCCAAGCCAGCUUCCUCUCUCACAACCCAGCUGUUCUUUUAGCAUCUGUUGUGUGUGAUUAUGAAUUAUAUUUCAACAAUGCUGUCCUGUGACUGAAAAUAUUUUUACAUGUGCCCCCCCAACUUUAUUUCUAGAUACUGUCACUUAACUUUUUUUAUUUCAGGGGUAGAGGGGGGUAUGUUUGGGACAGCUUCUUCCUGGCGGAUGUGAAAGGGGAGGAGUUUUCCCUCCAAGGGGGCUAGAUAUUAAUCAAGUCAAUCUCAAUUACUAAAUCCCACCCGAGUAUACAGAGAAGAGAUGAGCCUCAUCCCAGAUGUACAGAAUUGGAGAAUCUGAAGGGGCUUCAAACCAUCUAGUCCAACCCAUACUCGUAAAGAAGCUAUCACUACUACAUGCUUGUCCAGUCUCUGCAGAAAGGGAACUCCCCACCUCUUGGGGCAGGCCCUUCCACUUGGGGAGACUCUAAUUGUUGAGAGGUUAUCUUAACAAACCCAAAUUUGCCUCUUUGCAGUGCCCCCCCACCCUCCCAUUCCAUUGCUCCUAGUUCUGCCUUCCUCCCUAGACUGACCUUGGAGGUACUUGAAGACAGCUGUCAUAUUCUGCCCACCACCUCUCCCUCCAAGACCUGUCUUUUCCAGGCUAAACAUGUCCAGUUCCUUCAACCGAUCCUCCUCUGGCAUAGACUCAAGGCCUUUCACCAUCCCGGUGAUGCUUUUCAGCUUCCCAAUGACCCACCUUAACUAAGGUCUAAUCAGGGCAGAAUACAAUGGAAUUGCCUGUCAAUUCCCUUUUCCUUGGAGCUAGACCCCUCAAUGUAGCCCAAGGUCCCAUUCACCCUGUUGGCUGUCUUAUCCGUGUUGUUGACUCAUUAAACAUGCAAUUCCCUAAGACCCUCAGAUCUUUUUUCAGAUAAGCUGUUCUCUACACUCCCCCCCCCACCACUUUGUUCAUAAGGAGUUCACUUUACAAUAAGUAGUUCACACGUUCACCAACCUUCUUGUCCCGUGGAUGGAUACAGGUAUUUAUUUCCUUUUCUAUGUUUUCUAUUUAGUAUUAUCUAUAUAUUUAAGCUUCUUAAGAACAAGGCCCAUCUUUGUAUCUCCAGUACCUAGUAUGGUGCAUUGUAUACAGUAGAAGCUUAAUAAAUGUCUACUGAAUUAC
Messenger RNA from Vombatus ursinus (common wombat), 3552 nucleotides. It is a transcript of the gene XKRX, whose product is annotated as XK related X-linked. Bases 1 to 1782 code for a protein of 593 amino acids. The record is from RefSeq and is a predicted model, not a curated record. The transcript has 5 exons. NCBI's taxonomy places the organism in Eukaryota, Metazoa, Chordata, Mammalia, Diprotodontia, Vombatidae. Gene Ontology annotation, cellular component: membrane.